GUAGAUCGAACGGUUUUACUCUCAUUGGUAAACCAUUACGAAUUACGAUAAAAUUACUGUGUUCGACUGUUCGGUAUAUUGAUCGGUCUGCGAGUUGAUUUGAUUGAAGCACUGUGGAAGCUAAGAUGGAGACUUUGGGUAAAUUCCUUAAUUGCAGCUUAGUCAAUCUUCAGAUUCUGCAAAGUAAAAAACGGAAAUGGCGUUAGGUCAUCCGGCGGCUAUGGUACAAAGGUCGCCCAUUCCGACGGCCCAGAUACACCCAUUUCAGUGUUAAAAUGAAGACCAUUCUCCGAUCAGGACCAGCAAACGGUAGGAGCGACGCCGGCGUCUUAUUAUUUGUUUUGGGAAUCUGACUUCUGACCGCUGUCACUUCUCUGUUUGGGUUUCAGCGUUUCACCAUCCUUCUCUCUGACACGGUCAGCUGCCCCCUUUCUCAUCUCUCCCAAUUUCGGGCAGCUUGACUCCCAAACUUCCACAGUCAGCUGUACCUGUACUGACGGCCCUGACUUGUAUACAUUGAAUAUAUAUGUAGACCAUACGCUUUCAUAUUCCUCCUCCACCCUCUGAUCCGCCCAUACCCGCCGCCACGAACCACCGUGGUGCGGAGGUGCUUUCUCCCCUUCCGGCCCCAUACUGCGAGUGAUUUCCAGAAUGGGUCAGGGGAUGAGUUGCAGAGCGACGGAUGAGCACGGGCUGUUCUCUGCCGUGCAGUGUGGGGACUUGGAGAUGGUGGAAGCUGUUUUGGCUAAAGAACCGGGCCUGGUUCACCAAACCACGGUGUAUGAUCGCCAUUCUGCUUUGCAUAUAGCUGCUGCCAAUGGCCAGAUCGAGGUUGUUAAUAUGCUGUUAAACAUAUCUAUCAACCCGGAUGUGUUGAAUCGCUACAAGCAGACUCCACUGAUGCUGGCUGCAAUGCAUGGAAAGAUCACCUGUGUCCAGAAGCUCAUCGAAGCCGGGGCUAAUAUAUUAAAGUUCGAUUCACUUCAUGGACGAACGUGUUUACACUAUGCUGCUUACUAUGGCCAUUCCGAUUGCCUUGAAACAAUUCUCUCUGCCGCGCGCACCUCCCAUGUUUCUGUUUCUUGGGGGUUUGCCAGAUUUGUAAAUGUGAGAGAUGGCAAGGGAGCAACACCUUUGCACUUGGCUUCUCGCCAAAGGCGACCUGAUAAUGUUCGUUUGUUGUUGAACAGUGGAGCUUUGGUCUGUGCAUCAACAGGCGGAUAUGGUUUUCCAGGCAGCACUCCUCUGCAUUUGGCUGCAAGGGGUGGAUCUCUUGAUUGUAUUCGUGAGUUGCUAGCAUGGGGUGGCGAUCGAAUCCAAAGAGAUGCCUCUGGGAGAAUACCAUAUAUGGUUGCUUUAAGGCAUAACCACAGUGCAUGUGCAGCAUUGCUAAACCCUUCAUCGGCAGAGCCAAUAGUUUGGCCUUCGCCUCUGAAGUUCAUCAGUGAGCUAAAUGAAGAUGCAAAAGCUUUGUUGGAGAGGGCUCUGAUGGAUGCUAAUAGAGAGAGGGAAAAGAUCAUAUUAAAGGGGACCUCUUACAUCCUUCCUUCUCCCUCUCAUUCUGAAGCCAACUUUGAUGAUGACAAUAUUUCUGAGGUCAGUGAUACAGGUCUUUGUUGCAUAUGCUUUGAUCAACUCUGCACAAUCGAGGUGCAAGACUGCGGUCACCAAAUGUGCGCACAAUGCGUACUUUCUCUGUGCUGUCACAACAAACCCAACCCGACCACUGCUGUUACUGCCCCUCCCGUCUGCCCGUUUUGCCGGAGCAGCAUCGAACGGCUGAGUGUUGUAGUAAAGGUUAACAAUAAUAGUAAUGAUGACACCAUUGAUCACCUGGAUACCAGCUCAAAGGUGAGGAAGGUUAAUAAGAGAUCCCAUAACAUUAGUGAUGGCGGAGGGAGUAGUAGCUUCAAGGGGUUAUCAGCAGUGGGAUCGUUCGGCAGAAUUACCAACCGUGGUUCGGGCAGGAUUCCCGAGGAAAAUGCCAUAAUUGAUAAUAAGGAGUUAAGCCUUGAUUAUUGAUAAACCAAAAACAUUGCUACUCUGAAGAUCAUGACUGUGGGGUUUUGCUGAACAACUGGUAUAUACACAGAAACCUCUUCAGGCUUGUUACUAUUAUUGUUCGGGUCAGCAAUAUUUAUUGUACAUUUCAAUUUGAAGAAGUUUGGUGCAUUGGUGAUAUUGGGGGGCCUGUUAGUUACCUCUUUUAGAUAAGAAUUCUUGUUGGGGGGGGGGGGGGGGUUCCUCAAGUAGUGAAGAGCUGCAUUCUUCCAUUGCCUCCCCCACCUUACCUCAUCUUUCUUUGUUAGUCUGUAGGUGUGAACUAUGAGCUGUGAGGUGCAUUGUUUCUAUUUUCUGUCCUUUCCAUUUAUUUUUUUGUAAGAGAUGAAUGAAAGGUGCUGUUGUAGCAGCAUAUGCUAAAUAAACAGUACAAGUUGCAAAUGGAAAUAAUUGCUUUGUUUUUGGCUGUACAUUUUUGUCACUUGUCUCAUACAUCUCCCACAUAAUUCUGCACUAAUGAAAACGAUGGGAUUUUAAGUUAUUUUAAACCCAAGUUCUAUGAAUAUUAUGGAUGUUACAAU
Messenger RNA from Cuscuta epithymum, 2582 nucleotides. NCBI's taxonomy places the organism in Eukaryota, Viridiplantae, Streptophyta, Magnoliopsida, Solanales, Convolvulaceae. The record is from the annotation of a GenBank genome assembly.